UAAAAAUCUGUAUGUUAUCUAUAUUUAUCAUAAGUGCCACCGAGUAUAAAUGUUUAGCCGAUACCAAUGGCUUGAUUGACGCCUUCGGGGUAAAAUGGGUAAGAAUAUUUUAAAAGAAAAGUGCCUAUUCAACAAUGUUACUAAGUAUCUAAUAUUUCUACUUAUUAUUGUGAUUGCUUUGUGUGUUAUACCAUUAAUUGGUCGUGCGGAUAAAGUUAAUGAAGUAUUUGUAAAUGUCGAACAAGGAAAUCUUAGAGGAAAACAAGAGAUUGGCAUAACAGGGAACAAAUAUUAUAGUUUCAAAGGAAUCCCUUACGCAAAACCACCACUGGGUACAUUGAGAUUUAAGGCACCCCAGCCGCCCGAAUCAUGGACAGGUAUAAGAGAUGCAACCGUACACAGAAGUAUAUGUUUCCAGCAUUGGCCUAUUUCGGCGGAACCGGCAGAAAACGAAUCGGAAGAUUGUCUUUACAUAAAUGUAUACACCCCAGAGGAUCCAAAUAAUUCCGCAAAUAAAUUAAAACCGGUAAUGUUCUGGAUUCAUGGUGGCGCCUUUCUAGCAGGUUCCGGUAAUUCCGAAUCGUUCGGUCCAGAUUAUUUGGUACAAGAAAAUAUAAUACUUGUAACAUUCAAUUAUCGACUAGGUAUCUUUGGAUUUCUAAGAGUUGACGAUCCAAAUAUUGAAAUUCCUGGAAAUGCUGCAAUGAAAGAUAUGGUAAUGGCAUUAAAGUGGACCAAAAGCAAUAUUGCAUAUUUCGGAGGUGAUCCAGGCAAUAUCACCGUCGUUGGACAAAGUGCUGGUGGUGCAGCUGCACAUUUACUUACUUUAUCUCCCUUGGCAUCAGGCCUCUUCAAAAGAGCAAUAAUCGAAAGUGGUACUGGUUUGGCCAUAUGGAGCAUUGUUUCGCCAGAAACAAAGUCGCUACGUGAAGUAGCCAAAACUUUGAAUAUGGCACAAAACAGUGAAAGGCAGAUAGUAGAAGAAUUAUACAAAUUAUCUGACAAGGAUGUCGUAGGCGCUCAAAAGCAAGUAAACUAUAUUCCUGGUGAUCCCACGAUCUUUGGACCAACAGUGGAAAAAUCGUCUAAUGAAACCGCAUUUAUAUCAGAUCAUCCACUUAAUAUUAUUAGAUCAGGCAAUUAUAAUAAGAUGCCUACUAUGUUCGGAUAUGUUUCGAGAGAAGGGAUGUUUUUUAAAAGGAACGGGUUGAAUUAUCUUACAAGAGAUAUAGAAGAUUUGAUUCCAUUUGAUUGGGGAAUUCCACAAGGAUCUUCCAAAUCAAAGGAAUUAGCAGAACAAAUUGCAAAAUUUUAUUAUUACGGAGAAAAGCCAACCGAAGACAACGUUGAUGUAACAUACACGCUAUUAUCAGAUACCUAUUUUGUCAAUUCAAUGUAUCAAUCCAUGAGGGAACAACUGAAAGUGUCAGAUGAAAAGGUUUACCUCUACCGUUUCUCCGUUGAUGGUAGAAACAAUUUGUCGAAGAAACGUAACAAUAUAACAUUACCCGGGGCCUGUCACGGUGAUACCAAUUCAUAUCGAUUUUCGGGAGGACGCACCGCCCCAGAAGUGAUUCCAAACAGUGUAGAGGACCUUACGAUAAAAAGGUUCGUCAAAUUGUGCGCCAAUUUUGUAAAAUACGGAGAUCCAACAUUUGGACAGAAGACAAAUUUGAUAAAUAUUAAGUGGGAUCCAAUUUCAGAAGAAGAAUUUACGUUUUUGGAAUUGGGAGAAAAUUUAUCAUUAGGAGUAAAUGCAGAUAUACAUAGACAAAAGUUUUGGGACGAGCUGCGUCAGUCAGCAGAAAAUUGAAUAAAUAAACAUAUUACUAACAUUCGAAAAUUAAUUGAAAACGUUAUAAAAAAUAUACUUUUAG
Agrilus planipennis (emerald ash borer) is the source of this 1877-nucleotide messenger RNA. Its product is annotated as juvenile hormone esterase-like. NCBI's taxonomy places the organism in Eukaryota, Metazoa, Arthropoda, Insecta, Coleoptera, Buprestidae. The coding region runs from base 95 to 1813 and encodes 572 amino acids. The transcript is spliced from 8 exons. The record is from RefSeq and is a predicted model, not a curated record.